UAAUGAAGACUACAAUAGCAUUCUGUCCAAAGGUGCAAGGGAGCCAGCGCGAUGGGGAGAGCAGCAGUGUGGACAUAUCCCUUUCUUUUGUUGGUAAUCAGUGACUUGAUUCAUGGACAGAAUACAACAGUUACAUCAAAUGUUUCUAUAACUACUGUUGCUGAGACCUCAACAGUUGUACAAUCAACGAGUGUGACACCAAUCUCUAUAUCCAUAAUAGAACCAACAACUGACACCACAACUCAGCCAGUAACAUCUACAACAACUCCUGAGACACCUUCAACAGUUGAACAAUCAACAACAACAACAUCCAUACGAGAAUUGACCAGUACACCAGAACCAACAAGCUCCACCGAGCCAUUAACAACUACAUCAAAUGCAUCAAUCACUGAGACACCUUCAACAUUUGACCAAUCAAUGACAACAUCUACACAAGAAGUGAUAACUACAUCAGAACAAACAACGACACAGAGUUCCACUGAGCCAUUCACAACUACAGUAAGUACAUCAGCAUCUGAGACGCCUUCAAUGUUUGAACAAUCAACAACGACAACAUCCACACGAGUGCCGACAACUACAGCAGGGUCAACUACACCAGAACUGACAACUACAGCAGGGUCAACUCCACCAGAACUGACAACUACAGCAGGGUCAACUACACCAGAACUGACAACUACAGCAGGGACAACUACACCAGAACCGACAACAACAACUACACAGAGUUCCACUGCGCCAUUAACAACUACAUCUGGUACAUCAGUGUCUGAGACACCUUCAAUGUUUGAACAAUCAGCAAUGACAACAUCCACAGGCGUGCUGACAACUACAGCAGGGACAACUACACCAGAACCGACAACAACUACAGCAGGGACAACUACACCAAAAUCAACAACAACUACAGCAGGGACAACUACACCAGAACCGACAACAGCUACAGUAGGGACAACUACACCAGAAUCGACAACAACUACACAGAGUUCCACUGCGCCAUUAACAACUACAGCAAGUACAUCAGCGUCUGAGACACCUUCAACAUUUGAACAAUCAACUACGACAACAUCCACAGGAGUGGCGACAACUACAACAGGGACAACUAUACCAGAACCAACAGCUACAGCCGGGACAAUUACACCAGAACCGGCACCAACUACACAGAGUUCCACUGCGCCAUUAACAACUACAGCAAGUACAUCAGCGUCUGAGACACCUUCAACAUUUGAACAAUCAACUGCGACAACAUCCACAGGAGUGGCAACAACUACAGCCGGGCCAAUUACACUAGAACCGGCAACAACUACAACAGGGACAAUUACACCAGAAUCGACAACUACAGCCGGGCCAACUACACCAGAACCGGCAACAACUACAGCAGGGACAACUACACCAGAACCGACAACAACUACAGCAGGGACAACUACACCAGAAUCGACAACAAUUACAGCAGUGACAACUACAACAGAAUCGACAACUACAGCCGGGGCAACUACACCAGAAUCGACAACUACAGCUGGGUCAACUACACCAGAACCGACAAAUACAGCAGGGACAACUAUACCAGAAUCGACAACAACUACAGCCGGGACAACUACACCAGAACCGACAACAACUACAGCCGGGCCAACUACACCAGAAUCGACAACUACAGCAGGGACAACUACACCAGAAUCGACAACAAUUACAGCAGUGACAACUACAACAGAAUCGACAACUACAGCUGGGUCAACUACACCAGAAUCAACAACUACAGCCGGGUCAACUACACCAGAACCGACAACUGCAGCAGGGACAACUACACCAGAAUCGACAGCUACAGCCGGGUCAACUACACCAGAACCGACAACAACUGCAGCAGGGACAACUACACCAGAACCGACAACAACUACAGCAGGGUCAACUACAUCAGAAUCGACAACUACAGCCGGGUCAACUACACCAGAAUCGACAACUACAACAGGGACAACUACACCAGAAUCAACAACAAUUACAGCCGGGACAACUACACCAGAAUCGACAACAACUACAGCAGGGACAACUACACCAGAACCGACAACAACUACAGCAGGGACAACUACACCAGAACCGACUACAGCAGGGACAACUACACCAGAACCGACAACUACAGCCGGGUCAACUACACCAGAAUCGACAACUACAGCAGGGUCAACUACACCAGAGGCAACAACAACUACAGCAGGGACAACUACACCAGAACCGACAACUACAACAGGGACAACUAUACCAGAAUUGACAACUACAGCAGGGUCAACUACACCAGAACCGACAACAACAACAGCUGGGACAACUACACCAGAACCGACAACUACAACAGGGACAACUACACCAGAAACGACAACAACUACAGCCGGGACAACUACACCAGAACCGACAACUACAACAGGGACAACUAUACCAGAAUUGACAACUACAGCGGGGUCAACUACACCAGAACCGACAACAACUACAGCAGGGACAACUACACCAGAACUGACAACUACAGCCGGGUCAACUACACCAGAAUCGACAACUACAGCAGGCACAACUACACCAGAAUCGACAACAACUACAGCAGGGACAACUACACCAGAACUGACAACUACAGCCGGGACAACUACACCAGAAUCGACAACUACAGCUGGCACAACUACACCAGAAUCGACAACAAUUACAGCCGGGACAACUACACCAGAAUCGACAACUACAGCUGGCACAACUACACCAGAAUCGACAACAACUACAGCAGGGACAACUACACCAGAAUCGACAACUACAACAGGGACAACUACACCAGAAUCGACAACAACUACACAGAGAUCCACUGCGCCAUUAACAAGUGAGUCCUGUUAACAACCUAAAUAAAAGUAAACAGUAUGACAACAACUGGAAAUAGAAAGCAUUGGUCAUUUUAUUUUGCAGUGCUUUGCUUCUGAUGACAUUCAAAAUAAUCCAAUAUACGCCCAAAAUUACAAUUAAAUUGAGAUGAGAUUUAAUGUAGCAGCUUCAGAGUUGGCUGUAGUAAAAUGUCAAUUCUCAAUAUGCGCAACCUAAAGAGAUGUUGUUCCAACCGGUAAUGGUGUGUCCACCAACAUUGAUAAAAAGCAGUUAAGAAAUGAGAAUUUUGAGUUAAUUCCUGUUGGAUUUAAAAGCAACAUUUUAUUAUACAGGCUAUAAUAAAUGCUUUGAGCAUUCCUGGUGAAUCAUAUAUUUAAAGUGUAGAACUAAUGAGUUCUAAAUCAAUUUUUACAUCCACAACAGCAUGAACAAGCAUAUCAGAACAAAUAAAAAACACAGAAAUUUGUGACAAGUACCAAUGAUAGAGAUGUUUCAGCAUGUAAACCUAACGGUGUAUGCCUGCAGCAUAGUUAACAGUAUCAAUCAGUUUAAUGACAUCAGAAAUUAAUGGGCAACAGAUUGUUUUAAUAGCAGCAACUCUAAUGCGAU
This is a messenger RNA of Chiloscyllium plagiosum (whitespotted bambooshark), 3438 nucleotides long. The record is from RefSeq and is a predicted model, not a curated record. NCBI's taxonomy places the organism in Eukaryota, Metazoa, Chordata, Chondrichthyes, Orectolobiformes, Hemiscylliidae.